UUUCCCGCAGUACAAAGUGACACUGAUAUAAAUCAAUUUAGUUUAACCUGAAAUCCCUUAUCUGGAGCUUAAACUCCAGAAGCAAAUGAAGUAAACUAACAAAACACAUCCGCAAACUCUAAUUAAGUUAUAAAUUGAGAAAUGUGAAGUUGUGAAACCAUUCAUUUCUCACUCAACUCUACAAGAUGAAGUGUAUUCUGGUCUUUGACCAUCUAAAUGAUGUUAUCUACACAAAAUACAACAAGAAGUUUGCUAAACAUGUCAACACAUUCGCAAAGACCCAAAAAUUGGUGCCCACUGAGAGUCUGGACAGUAAACUACUAACAAAUGUGAUUGUGCAGAUAUUUUCACCUAUUGUCACCUCACAGAGGAUUAUGAGUUGCCAAUUUGGUAACUCAUACACAUCUAUACAAUGCCAAGAUGGUAUAAAUAUGACUUUCGAAGAUUAUAUGGGAUACUUAUUUGUGUGCAUUGGACUUGAAGAAGUCAGUUCAAUGAAGAGAUCUCUGAAUAUCUGUGUGACAAUGGUCAGGUUCAUUUGUGGACCAAAUGUUAUCAUGUUGAAGAGUAACCCACAAUUGGCAUCUCUAGUCACAAAACUGCUUGAUUCUUGGUCAUUUCUACAGAGUAAUGAUCAAGCAAUCUUUGUGGAAGCAGUAGAACAAUUAAUUGUCAACGCUGACACCAGCACAACUACUUUAGGAGUUCUACAAGAAGCUAUUGAAAAACUACGGUGCCAAACCGAGUCGAACAAAAGUCACGCGUUAAUUCUAGUCGAAAAUAAGUUCCUUGCGUUAUAUUCUAGUCAAAAUGCGAGCGAUCUAGGACCUACCGACAUAGUAUUCCUCACACUUUUGUGCCAAACGCUUCAAAAACAAGAAUGCGAAUCGGAUAAAUCCGACAGUGAAGAAGAAUUCUACAGUCCCAGCUCAUCCCCGAUAGCUUCCACACGUUCAUUGGUCGAGGCGUUCGAACCAGAGCAACAUUUAGAUCUGAUUAGUCACCAAGUGUUGCUAACAGGCGCAAAUUACGAACCGAAAUGUGUGCCGCAUGCUGUGCAUAUAAAGAGGUUAACUGAUGAUGCAAAUGGCGUCGGUGGCGUCCAUCUUGUCAUCCUGAUGGAGACAGGAUCUGCAACUUUAAGCACAGCUCUGUAUAACACAUUUUCGCACAUUCAUAUCCUGCAAACCGUGCAGAUUCAACGACAAGUUGAUACUUUACGUCCUGCAUUCGAGAAUUUAGAUGUUUCCGUGAAGAAACUCUGCGAUAAUUUGAAAAAAUCGAAGAAUAACGCGAUUGAAAGUUGUUACAAGCAACUAGGAAAGAUCUGGGAGCUUAUGAAGAAGAAAUACGUUGAAUUCAUCAAAGGUAGAUCAAUGGAAGCUCUACUGAGGGCAGAAUCAUGCACUCCGACACUUUUGGAUUGUUUAAAAGAGAUUCUUUCAUUGACAUCUUUUGAUCACACGGUUUUAAAGUCUUCGCAGAUUUAUGUCAAUGAAAUUGCAGAGUCUGUCAAGGAAAAACUAGCGAACUACAGUGAAUUCUUCAAGGUUAAAGCAAUGCGCAACUUUUCUCUUGGAUCUAGUGAUUCCCUAACGAUCAAUAAGUAUCUGGAGGAGUUUCCCGGACUGGUGCAUUUUGUCUACAUCGAUCGCAGUUCGCAUCGCGUGACCACGCCGAGUUUGGAUUUUAAUUCCGAACAAACUAAUACUUUGACCAAAAGCAAGAUUUGGUCGAUGAUUAACUUCUCACGUGCGCAUCUACAAGAAGGACACUUAUCCCUGAUGUGGAAGGAUACAACAUUCAACUACGCGUAUUUUCUGUGGUUUGAAGACACUUCCGGGGCGCCAUUGAAACCAACAGUGUUUCCUACGCACGCUUCGAAAGUUUUACCCCAGCCUGGUAUUAUCUGCGGUGAUUUCUAUCAGAAAUUGAAAGAAUUGUGCUUUCCGAAGAUGUCGCCGCAUAAAAUCCGCUGCUACGAGUUAUUCUGCAUACAUUUGGGUCUUGCGACGUCAACUUGCGUGUUGGAACAUACCCGGCGCUUAGCUGCGACUAUCUGGGAGCUGCGUGGACAUCCAAAUCAUCCGAUGGACUUACUUUAAUUAAAUUAAAUUAUUAUUAAUAUUCUUAAGCUUUGUGGUAGAUAACGCGUAUUAUUACAUUCCGCUUAUGAUCUAGUCAAUAUCUAAUCCAAAUAUAGUCGUUUGUGAUGCAAAAA
Messenger RNA from Dalotia coriaria, 2221 nucleotides. It is a transcript of the gene HPS1, whose product is annotated as Hermansky-Pudlak syndrome 1 protein. The record is from RefSeq and is a predicted model, not a curated record. Gene Ontology annotation, cellular component: BLOC-3 complex. Bases 186 to 2105 code for a protein of 639 amino acids. Gene Ontology annotation, biological process: vesicle-mediated transport. The transcript is spliced from 8 exons. NCBI's taxonomy places the organism in Eukaryota, Metazoa, Arthropoda, Insecta, Coleoptera, Staphylinidae. Gene Ontology annotation, molecular function: guanyl-nucleotide exchange factor activity.